CAUAACCCGAACGCAGACAUCUGUCACACGCCUGCGCUAAAUUUGACAUUUCUCUGACACUUCCACUUUCGAUUAUUACACGAUUUAUGUGGAAAAAAGAUUAACAAAACACCAGCUGACAACAAAGAAAAACCAACUCAAUAACCAUGAACAGUUUAGGUUCGGAAUGUAAUGAAUUAAAAAAACAAUACGAUGCAUGUUUUAAUGCUUGGUUCUCUGGACGAUUUCUCCAUGGAGACACCGAUGAUUCGGUGUGUUCUUCAAUAUUUAAAGUUUAUCAAGAAUGUGUUAAGAAAGCAAUGCAAGAACAUAAAAUUGAAUUUCGAGAAAUCGAAGGAGAUUACACAACCGGCGAUUUCAAGUCCUCUGACAAAACAACGAGCUGACCUGAAAUCUCUACCACAACUGAAGCCUCAGCUGAAGCAUCAUUAACAAAUAGACGACGAGUCAGUAGCAUUUAAGAAAUAUUAUUUUUUUUAGUUUAUUUUGUUCAAAUUCCAAUGCACUCUUUUAGUUGUUGUUUUUUGUGAAUUUAUGGAAGAACAAAGUAAUAAAAAGAAGUCUAAAGUGUUGCUCUCAAGCAGUUUUAUGUAUUUUAAAAAGUUUUAAACAUAAAUAAAAUGUACAUACUACUCUUAUCUAUAUAAA
This is a messenger RNA of Episyrphus balteatus (marmalade hoverfly), 648 nucleotides long. RefSeq names its product TP53-regulated inhibitor of apoptosis 1-like. Lineage: Eukaryota; Metazoa; Arthropoda; Insecta; Diptera; Syrphidae. The transcript has 3 exons. The coding region runs from base 147 to 386 and encodes 79 amino acids. The record is from RefSeq and is a predicted model, not a curated record.